AUGGACUUUUUGGAGAUUUGGGCUCGUACCGAGACCGACCAGAGACAGACACGUGACGCGCCUAUCACUUGGGCGAAAGACGCCUUGCUUCAACUGCGUUCGAACCUUCUCCCAAAACUAAGGGAUGAACUGAUCAAGCUAGGCGAUUUGCUGGAAGGACCUCACUCGAUGCUCAAGCUUAUGGAAGACCGUAAACCGGCACUUGAUGAAUGUUGGGACCAAAUCUAA
This is a messenger RNA of Puccinia triticina, 228 nucleotides long. RefSeq lists its product as uncharacterized. The transcript is spliced from 2 exons. The record is from RefSeq and is a predicted model, not a curated record. NCBI's taxonomy places the organism in Eukaryota, Fungi, Basidiomycota, Pucciniomycetes, Pucciniales, Pucciniaceae. The coding region runs from base 1 to 228 and encodes 75 amino acids.